Molecule: messenger RNA, 1369 nt
Organism: Carassius auratus (goldfish)
Lineage: Eukaryota; Metazoa; Chordata; Actinopteri; Cypriniformes; Cyprinidae
Product: fibroin heavy chain-like
Exons: 1
Source: RefSeq, a predicted model, not a curated record
GGUCAGGGAAGCGGGGCUGGUCAGGGCGCUGGAGCUGGUCAGGGAAGCGGGGCUGGUCAGGGCGCUGGAGCUGGUCAGGGAAGCGGGGCUGGACAGGGAAGCAGUCAGGGCGCUGGAGCUGGACAGGGAAGCGGAGCUGGACAGGGAAGCGGAGCUGGACAGGGAAGCGGCCAGGGCGCUGGAGCUGGACAGGGACAGGGAAGCGGAGCUGGACAGGGAAGCGGCCAGGGCGCUGGAGCUGGACAGGGAAGCGGAGCUGGACAGGGCGCUGGAGCUGGUCAGGGCGCUGGAACUGGUCAGGGAAGUGGACAGGGAAGCGGAGCAGGUCAGGGCGCUGGAGCUGGCCAGGGAAGCGGAGCUGGUCAGGGCGCUGGAGCUGGUCAGGGAAGUGGACAGGGAAGCGGAGCUGGACAGGGAAGUGGCCAGGGCGCUGGAGCUGGUCAGGGAAGCGGGGCUGGUCAGGGCGCUGGGGCUGGUCAGGGAAGCGGAGCUGGUCAGGGAAGCGGAGCUGGACAGGGCGCUGGAGCUGGUCAUGGAGCUGGACAGGGCGCUGGAGCUGGUCAUGGAGCUGGACAGGGCGCUGGAGCUGGACAGGGAAGUGGUCAGGGCGCUGGAGCUGGACAGGGAAGCGGUCAGGGCGCUGGAGCUGGACAGGGAAGCGGUCAGGGCGCUGGAGCUGGACAGGGAAGCGGUCAGGGCGCUGGAGCUGGACAGGGAAGCGGUCAGGGCGCUGGAGCUGGACAGGGAAGCGGAGCUGGACAGGGAAGCGGUCAGGGCGCUGGAGCUGGACAGGGAAGCGGAGCUGGACAGGGAAGCGGUCAGGGCGCUGGAGCUGGACAGGGAAGCGGUCAGGGCGCUGGAGCUGGACAGGGAAGCGGUCAGGGCGCUGGAGCUGGACAGGGAAGCGGUCAGGGCGCUGGAGCUGGACAGGGAAGCGGAGCUGGACAGGGAAGCGGAGCUGGACAGGGAAGCGGCCAUGGAAGCGGAGCUGGACAGGGAAGCGGCCAUGGAAGCGGAGCUGGACAGGGAAGCGGCCAUGGAAGCGGAGCUGGACAGGGAAGCGGCCAUGGAAGAGGAGCUGGUCAAGGCGCAGGAGCUGGUGAGGGCGCUGCUCAGGGAAGCGGCCAGGGCGCAGGACAUGGCAGCGGUGCUGGACAGGGAUGCGGCCGAGGGAAUUGUCAUGGAUGUGGCCAAGGUCAAUGUUGUGGUCAGGGACAUGUUAAUGGUAAUUUAGCAUAAUAUUUUCUGGAGAUCUUUUCCACUCCUUCAUUCAAAUGGCAUGUUUUCCCUUUUUGCUCAUGUGGUUUAGAAUUUCUGUCUCUACCACCUCAAAUUAAAAAAAAAUAAAACUGCUUGAUUUGAAAAGUUU